Messenger RNA from Protopolystoma xenopodis, 306 nucleotides. The record is from the annotation of a GenBank genome assembly. NCBI's taxonomy places the organism in Eukaryota, Metazoa, Platyhelminthes, Monogenea, Polystomatidea, Polystomatidae.
AUGCGUUUCUAUGCCCGACAGGAAGUGUUGCCACGCCACGGUGGCUACUCGUUCGGGCCUCCCGCACAGAUCGGCUCAGCGGAAACUGGACUUUGGGUACCCGUCCAGGUUGUUCAGGCACUGCGUGGCAUUUCUGGAGGCCACAACUGCUUCAGUACAGUUGUUAGGGCCGACUUAAUACGACUUGGAUGUGGAGCUUCCUUGUGUCCAAACCUUUAUGGAAACUAUGAUGGAGUUUUGCUCGUGUGCGACUAUGCACCAGCGUAUGUUAACUCAGAUUGUGUUUCUUUAUUUUUCGGAUUUUAA